Molecule: messenger RNA, 1164 nt
Organism: Dracunculus medinensis (Guinea worm)
Lineage: Eukaryota; Metazoa; Nematoda; Chromadorea; Rhabditida; Dracunculidae
Source: the annotation of a GenBank genome assembly
AUGAAAGCCACAUAUAGUGCUACAUGCGUUGCACCUCGAACGCUUAAUGUGCCAGAAACUCAUUUGACUACUUUGAAAAAUGGAUUUCGAGUAGCUAGCGAAGAUUUACGAAUGCCAACUUCCACAGUGGGUGUAUGGAUUGAUGCUGGUAGUCGCUUUGAAAAUGAUCGUAAUAAUGGUGUUGCUCAUUUUUUAGAACAUAUGGCAUUCAAGGGUACAAUGAAGAGAACGCAAACUGAAUUAGAAAUUGAAGUUGAAAAUAUGGGUGCUCAUUUAAAUGCAUACACUUCACGUGAACAAACUGUAUAUUAUGCAAAAUGCUUUUCAAAAGAUCUCGAACACUCUGUUGAAAUGCUAUCAGACAUUCUUCGCAACAGUCAAUUAAGAAAUGCGGAAAUUGAACGUGAAAGAAGUGUGAUCUUACGAGAAAUGCAGGAAGUUGAACAGAAUUUACAAGAAGUUGUUUUUGAUCAUUUACAUGCUGGCGCUUUCAAAGGUACACCACUUGCUAGAACAAUACUUGGGCCUAUUGAAAACAUUAAUACUAUAAAACGUGAUGAUCUUAUCGAAUAUAUAAGUGAACAUUACCGUGGUCCUCGUAUGGUUUUAGCAGCAGCUGGUGGUAUCAAUCACAGUCAUUUAGUGGAUAUUGCUCAAAAAUAUUUCGGUGAUUUAAAAACAUUGGAAGAUGACUUUGUCAUUGAGCCCGGACAGUUUGUUCCUAGCUAUCAAAAUAUGAGGGAUGAUCGAAUGUCUAUGGUUUAUGGGGCUUUUGCAGUUGAAGGAGCUUCGUGGUCACAUUGUAAUAAUAUUCCAUUAAUGGUCGCAAACACUAUCAUUGGCCAGUGGGAUCGAACGAAUGCAAGUGGAAUUAAUGCUCCAUCUCGGCUUGCUGAAAGAUUGGGCUUAAAUUCUCAUGUCCAAUCGUUUCAAGCAUUCAAUACUUGUUAUAAAGAUACUGGUCUAGUUGGAAUAUAUUUCAUCUGUGAAGAAAAAGGCUCUAAAACUAUGGCUGAUGCUAUUGUUGAUGAAUGGAAUUAUUUAUGUAAUGAAGUAAGCGAAGAAGAAGUUGAACGAGGAAAGAAUUGCCUAUUAACGAACAUGUUGUUGAUGCUGGAUGGUUCAACACCGAUAUGUGAAGAUAUUGGACGGUAUUUUCAUUAA